CGCGCUCCGCCGCGUAGGUUGUGCCCGGGCCGGGCAGCAGCGGCGGCGCGGAGCGGGCGGAGCGGGAGGCCGAGCCUGCCAAGCUGGCGCCGGGAGGGGCCAUGGUGGCCCGCGCCCGCCGAGGGAACCCUCCGGACGGGGCUGCCCGGCGCGGCCUCCUGGCGCUGCUGCUCGCGGUCUCCGCCCCGCUGCAGCUGCGGGCACAGGAGCCGGGUGAUGGCUGUGGGCACAUAGUGACCUAUCAGGACAGUGGCACAAUGACAUCUAAGAAUUAUCCAGGGACUUACCCCAAUCACACUGUUUGUGAAAAGACUAUCAGAGUACCAAAGGGGAAGCGGUUGAUCCUGAAGUUGGGAGAUUUGGAUAUUGAAUCUCAGACCUGUGCUUCUGACUAUCUUCUCUUCACCAGCUCUUCCAAUCAGUAUGGUCCCUACUGUGGAGGUCUGACUGCUCCCAGAGAACUCUUGCUGAACACAAGCGAAGUUACUGUGCACUUUAAGAGUGGGUCCCACAUUUCUGGACGGGGAUUUUUGCUGACCUAUGCCAGCAGUGACCAUCCAGAUUUAAUAACAUGCUUGGAACGAGGUAGCCAUUACUUGAAGACAGAAUACAGCAAAUUUUGUCCAGCUGGUUGUAGAGACAUAGAAGGAGACAUCUCUGGGAAUGUGGCAGACGGAUAUAGAGAUACCUCAUUGUUAUGCAAAGCUGCCAUCCAUGCAGGAGUAAUUGCGGAUGAACUGGGUGGUCAAAUCAGCGUGCUUCAGCGCAAAGGGAUAAGUCGAUACGAAGGAAUCCUGGCCAAUGGGGUGCUGUCAAGGGAUGGUUCCCUGUCAGACAAGCGAUUUCUGUUUACCUCCAAUGGUUGUAGUACAUCCUUGAGUUUGGAACCUGACAAGCAAAUUAGAACUUCUUCUUCUUGGAAAUGGGUGAAUGAGAUUGAAGAGCAGAUUCAUUGGUCUCCUGGCCAGGCCCAACUUCAGGACCAAGGUCCAUCCUGGGCUUCAGCAGAAAGCAACCAGAACCCAGAGCAACAAGAGUGGCUGGAGAUCGAUUUGGGAGAGAAAAAGAAGAUAACAGGAAUUAGGACCACAGGAUCCACACAGUCAAAUUUCAACUUUUAUGUUAAGAGUUUUGUGAUAAACUUCAAAAACAACUCCAAAUGGAGGACCUACAAAGGAACAAUAAAUAAAGAAGAAAAGGUAUUUCAGGGAAACUCUAAUUUUCGGGAUCCUGUGCGGAAUAAUUUCAUCCCUCCCAUUGUAGCUAGAUAUGUGCGGGUUGUCCCCCGCAAGUGGCACCAGAGAAUAGCCAUGAAAGUGGAGCUCUUUGGUUGCCAAAUCACGCAAAGUAGGACUCAGGGAAUCAGUAUGACAACUAUUGUUAUCCUACUGGUGUCGCUCGCCCUGCUGAUUGUUGGAAUGGGGAUCUUUGCAGUCCUGAGAAAGAGGAAGAAGAAAGGAAAUCCUUAUGGAUCAGUUAAGACUCAGAAAACAGAUUGCUGGAAGCAGAUUAAAUAUCCCUUUGCCAGACAUCAGUCAGCUGAGUUUACCAUCAGCUAUGAUAAUGAGAAGGAGAUGACCCAAAAGUUAGAUCUCAUCAGGAAUGACAUGACAGAUUACCAGCAGCCCCUCAUGAUCGGCACCGGGACGGUCACCAGGAAGGGCUCCACCUUCCGGCCCAUGGACACGGAGGCGGACGCGGCGGGCAGCGGCCGGGGCCACUACGACUGCCCCCUGCCGGCCGGCCGCCACGAGUACGCGCUGCCGCUGGCGCACCCGGAGCCCGAGUACGCCACGCCCAUCGUGGAGCGGCACCUGGCCCGCGCGCACACCUUCUCGGUGCCCGGCUACCGCGUGCCCGGGCCGCGGCCGGCGCACAAGCACUCCCUGUCGGCAGGCGGGGGCUACGACCAGCCCAAAGCCGGCGGCGCCCUCCCCGCCGCCACCGCCGCCGCGCCCGCCGACCCCGACUAUCAGAAGCCCCAGCGGAGCCCCGAGCCGCCGCCGGAUGAUGCUUACUCAGCCCCCCGGGACUGCAUCAAACCCCUCAACCCGACAGCGAUGACGGCGCUCCUGUGAACACAAUGUGAACAAAACCUGCUGUGGUACUGAGCGUCAGGCUGUGCGGGGCCAGGGGGAUGCAUUGC
Messenger RNA from Sorex fumeus (smoky shrew), 2146 nucleotides. It is a transcript of the gene DCBLD1, whose product is annotated as discoidin, CUB and LCCL domain containing 1. Lineage: Eukaryota; Metazoa; Chordata; Mammalia; Eulipotyphla; Soricidae. The transcript is spliced from 14 exons. Bases 102 to 2078 code for a protein of 658 amino acids. The record is from RefSeq and is a predicted model, not a curated record.